Carassius auratus (goldfish) is the source of this 2865-nucleotide messenger RNA. RefSeq names its product probable glutamate receptor. The coding region runs from base 154 to 1533 and encodes 459 amino acids. Gene Ontology annotation, biological process: monoatomic ion transport. The record is from RefSeq and is a predicted model, not a curated record. The transcript has 10 exons. NCBI's taxonomy places the organism in Eukaryota, Metazoa, Chordata, Actinopteri, Cypriniformes, Cyprinidae. Gene Ontology annotation, molecular function: signaling receptor activity; ligand-gated monoatomic ion channel activity. Gene Ontology annotation, cellular component: membrane.
GCGUUAGGAUGACUUUCUCCACCCCCCAAAACCCAUUGGCUUUUCCCAAGCCUUUAGGGAGAACCCUCUAAUUCAUUAUUGCAAAGCACAGCACUGUCUUGAUCGGCAUCAGUGUCAGUUCAGCCACAGCAGUGAAAUUUCACAGCAGACAUAAUGGUCAGAAUCAGCAACAUGUUGGGAAUUGUCUCUUUAUGCGUAGUAUUGCUGCUGGGCACAGAGGUCUGCAUAGCAGCAAGGCAAGAGCUGAUAAUUACCACCAUAAAGCAAGACCCCUACACAAUGAGCAAGGGCUCGCAGUUGGAAGGCUACUGUAUGGAUCUGCUCGCUGAGCUGGCGAAGAAGCUGGGUUUCAAAUAUAAAGUUCACCUGGUAAAGGAUGGAGCGUACGGCCGACAGGAUGAAGGUGGAAACUGGAAUGGAAUGAUUGGGGAGGUUGUUAGAGGGGAAGCUGAUCUCGCCGUGGCUCCCCUCACUCUCACUGCUGCCCGGGAGAAGGCUGUGGGAAUGACAAAACCUUACAUGCAGACCGGAAUCAGUAUCCUCCUCCGCAAAGAUAUCGUUUCUGAAGAGGCCGGGUUUUUUGACUUCCUCUCCCCCUUCUCUGGGGAGACCUGGUUGGGCAUCCUGAUUGCAUACUUUGUGACUGCAGUCUGCAUCUGCAUUGUGGGAAGGUUGAGUCCAUGUGAAUGGAGUCAACCUGAGACGGAGCCAAAUCGCAUCACUCUUCUCCACAGUUUGUGGUAUGCUGCGGGAGCCUUAAGUCUGCAGGGUGCAGGCCCUCACCCUAAAGCUGUGUCAGGAAGGGUUAUCAGUUGUACCUGGUGGUUGUUUGCCGUCGUGCUCCUGGCCUGUUAUUUUUCCAGCCUCAGUUCCUCUCAGGGGUCUGACUCUGCACCGCUCAUGAUUAAAGGUUUUGAGGACUUGGCUAAUCAGGAUGUAAUAGAAUAUGGAACACUUGCCGGCUCCUCCACCCUCGCCUUCUUUAAGAACUCGAAUAACCCAUCUUACCGUCGCAUCUAUGAGCACAUGGAGCGGAGAAAGAGUUUUGUGUCCUCCAUGGAUGAGGGUGUCCAGAGAGCAAAGGAAGGAAACUAUGCUUUUAUUGGAGAGUCAGUGUCCUUGGACUUAGCUGUGGCACGACAUUGUGAACUGGUCCGGGCGCAUGAGGUCAUCGGGAUGAGAGGUUACAGCAUUGUAACUCCUCUUGGAUCUCCCAUGCUGAAGAACCUGAGUGUGGCCAUCCUGCAGCUGAGUGAGGCUGGGGAGCUAGCGUACCUGCGCACUAAAUGGUGGGCCAGCAGCUGUAUACCGGAUAGUGCCAAAGGCUCGUCUCUGAGGGCACAUAGCAUGAAGGGCAUCUUCCUGGUUCUGGCUAUAGGCCUUGGGAUUGGAGUGCUGCUCUCCUUGUUUGAACUCACCUCAAAGUCUCGCAGCACUGCAGGGGAGCAGAAGAAAUCCUGCUGCGCAGUUUUGACUCAGGAGUUGAGCCGGCGUUUGAGAAUGACCAAGACAAAGGGAGACCAGGAAACCUAAAAUGCUCAGCAACAUUAAUGUAAUAUGCAAGUCUUACAUAGCACAAUGACUUUACUGUUCAUAGGUCUGAACAUUAUCUGGUGCUAGGUAUUAUUACUAUUUUCCAAGUUAGAUAAUUAUAUAUUCUUUAACAUUUAAUAUUUCAGCUGAUUUAGAUAAGAUGUACUAAUUUUCAUAUGGGGAGAGUGGGGUGAGUUGAGCCAGUUUUUAAUUACCAGCUCCCCGUGACCCUAAUAAGGACAAAGAGGUUUGGAUAAUGGAAUGGAUGGAUGGAUGGAUGACUUCUUAACAUUUUUAUUUAAAGAUACAGUUCACAACUAUGAAGGCAUUUUUUGAAUUAUUUAAAAAUGUAAGAACAAAAUAAAGUUUCAAUUGAAGAAAUAAAUUGCAAUUGACCAGGCUAAUAUUUCUCAACAUCCCACUUAAAAAUGUUGCAAAAAAACGCAAAUGGCCAAUUUUCAUAAAGCAAGGUCUAUUUCAAUUUUUUUCUAAAUAAUAUCAAGUUCAAAACAAAGAACAACAUCAAAAAUUUUUUGUCUAAAAUUAAUGAAUUAUUACAUAGAAGUACAGUAAAAUAAUACUUUAUAAUCAUAGGAAGUGGUGAGCCAAUGGCUCAACUUACCCCAUGACUUUUGGCUCAAAUUACCCCACUCUAAUCAUUUUAACCAACUUGUCCUGCAGUUUAGAGCUAACAUCAUGCUAAAAGUACAGUCUCAUAUAAUAACUUAUUAAAGUGCAAACACAAUAUAUUCUUUCAGAUUUGUCUGUAACUGUCUGUAAUUGAAUCCUUGAACAUAAACAAAUCACUUUGAACAUAAAUGUAGCAAUUAUUGCAUGGACCUCUUUCUAUCACAGGGUGAGUAAAAUGGACAAUUCUCCAUAUAUAUCACCAAUUUUGUUUAAGGUUGUUUAAGGGUGUCUAGAAACAAGGGGUGGCUCAACUUCCCCACAUGCCCAAAUCACCCUGCUCGUCCCUAUUUGUAUACAAAACUGAAUAAUUUAAUUUAAUAAUUUAAUAAUAAUAAUAAAAAACAUUUUACAUUUAAAUCAAGCUGCCUGUUUGUUCAGUAAAGCUGUUGCAAUGAGACACUUUUUUUUUUAUCUUUCAGCAAAAUAUCAUGCAGUUUGUAUAAGAUUGUUCUCAUGUAUUCAAUCUUGAAACAAUAUAGAACCUUCUUUAGACCAGAAUUAUGAAUCAAAAUGUUAAAUAUAGAAUCUAUUUUGUUAACAAAGGACAAAGAUUGAGGACAAGUGGAAAGGAAAUUUGAUUUUAUGUUUGUUAAAUUCUGUACACCAGAGGAACUGUUUGUAACAAAUUCAAAACAAGAACAA